Cucurbita pepo subsp. pepo (vegetable marrow) is the source of this 632-nucleotide messenger RNA. Its product is annotated as glyoxylase I 4-like. The record is from RefSeq and is a predicted model, not a curated record. Lineage: Eukaryota; Viridiplantae; Streptophyta; Magnoliopsida; Cucurbitales; Cucurbitaceae.
AAUCCAAAACAUUCAUAAUUCAUUAAUUUUGAAUCUGUUUGGAUAAGAUGAAGAACCCUCUUCGUCUCAAGUCUGUGAAUCACAUCUCAAUAGUGUGCAAUUCAGUGGAGAAAUCUAUGGAAUUUUAUCACAAAGUUCUUGGGUUUCAUCCUGUUCAAAGACCUGCCUCCUUCACCUUCCAUGGCGCCUGGUUGUUCAACUAUGGUAUGGGAAUACAUCUUCUUCAGUCUGAUCAUGACUCUGAUACCAUGCCCAAGAAACGAGUCAUCAACCCUAAAGACAAUCAUCUUUCGUUUCAGAGCGAAGACAUGGCAACGACGGAGAAGCAACUAAAGAAGAUGAAAAUAGAGUACGUAAAGUGCGAGGUGGAAGACGAUGGAAUCUACGUCGACCAGCUUUUCUUCCACGACCCCGAUGGCCUAAUGAUCGAAAUCUGCAACUGCGAGAAUCUCCCCAUCCUACCGGUGUCGGGAGGCGGCGACUCCCCGAUUGCCGUCGUCAACGCAGCUCGAUUGUGCAGUAUUCAACAAGCCGAGCAACAACAAAAGCUACAACAAAUCCAAAACGCCGCCAUGCAAAUGAUGCAGCUUCAACAACUACUCAUUAGCAUCCCAUGCAACGCAUGCACGUGA